Aspergillus japonicus CBS 114.51 is the source of this 1305-nucleotide messenger RNA. RefSeq lists its product as uncharacterized. Bases 1 to 1305 code for a protein of 434 amino acids. The transcript is spliced from 3 exons. NCBI's taxonomy places the organism in Eukaryota, Fungi, Ascomycota, Eurotiomycetes, Eurotiales, Aspergillaceae. Gene Ontology annotation, biological process: polyketide metabolic process. The record is from RefSeq and is a predicted model, not a curated record.
AUGACUACUAUAACCCCGCCCACCCUCCCCUCCGCUCCCCCCAUCACCAUAUCCCCAACCAUCACCCUCCAACCCCCGCUCUCCCGCUGCGGCGAAGGCCCAGGCCUGCUCCUCAUCCGCCCCGCCAACCUGGUCAACUGCCAGGCAAACAACACCACGCUCGACCCAGCCCCGAUCCAGAAAUGGGCCGAGGAGAGCUACACCGUGGUGGAGAUCACCCUCGACGCCGUGAGCAGCGGCGACGCGGCAGGUGUCGCGGAUGCUAUCUCCGCCGCUGUACGGGCGUUAUCCGGAUACCCGCAGUGCAGUGGCAGCGGUGCCAAGUUCGGGGUUCUGAUCUACGGCUCCCCACGCGACUACGCCCCCUCCUUCCCCCAGCUCCUCCAACAAUCCCUUACAGCUCUCACCACCACAGCGCAAAUCCCCGUGGCAGCAGCAGCAGCAGCAGCCAUCUACUUCAGCAGCUGGGCGAAUCCACCCACCACCCUCCCAGCUCUCUUUCACCUCCCCGCGGGAGAAGCCCUCCCAGAGAGUACUAAUCCCACGAAAGUCCACCACUACCCGGGCACCCCCUCGCCCGGAUUCAUUGUGCCCGGCCACGCGGACUUCACGCCCAGCGCCGCGGGGGUCGCGCACACGCGGUCCCUGACCUUCCUCAAGCCCCGCAUGGGCGGGCCGUACUUCGACCUCGAGCAGAUCUGGGAGGAGCACACGCACCACGAGUUUGGGGACCGGUCCGUCGAGAAGACCAUGGCCACCAUGGUGCAGGAGCCGUAUGUGAAUCAUAUUCCGACGAUGACAGGCGGCACCGGCCGCCCAGCCCUCACCCACUUCUACGAGCGACACUUCAUCCACACCAACCCAGCGGAUACGUCCCUGGAGCUGAUCAGCCGCACCGUCGGCGUGGACCGCGUCGUCGACGAGUUCAUUCUGUGCAUGACCCACGACACAGUGGUGGACUGGCUGGUCCCGGGCAUCCCGCCCACCGGCCGCCCCCUCCGCGUCCCCUUCACCGCCGUCGUCAAUAUCCGCGGCGAUCGCCUGUAUCAUGAGCAUAUCGCGUGGGAUCAGGCGACCGUGCUGCGGCAGUUGGGGCUGUUGCCUCAGUUUCUCCCGUUUCCGUAUGCGGUGUCGCUGCCUGCGGGGGAGGGCGAGGGCGAGGGCGAGGGCGAGGGCGAGGGCAGGCGGUGGGAGUAUCGCGUGCCGGCGGCGGGGGCGGAGACUGCGCGGAAGUUGCGGGGGGAUCCGGGGGUGGUGUCGAAUGGGAUGAUGGGGUUUGAGGUUCGGGAGGUGACGGAUUCUUAG